AUGCCUCGUCCCCGCAGAUCCAAUCGCGCCUCUGGCGCCAGGACAAAAUACACCCAUGAUCCUUUCGAAGCCGCCGGUCUUAGCGACGAAGGAGAGGGUCCCUCCACCUCCGAAACUCCGCAGCGCAAAAAGGGCAAGGGAAAGGCGAAACAAGCUGUCGCGGAUGAGGGUUCCUCGGACGAAGACUUUGCCAUGGACGAUGCCAACGGAGCUGAUGAUGACGACGACGAUGAUGAUGAUGAGUAUAAUGACAAUGACGUGGAAAUGGUCCUUGAGAAUGAAGAUGAAAAUGCAGAGGAAGACGACGAUGCGUCGGCCUCAGAAGUUGACGGGGGCAGUCGUCGUCAGCGGAAGAAGCCUGCUGCUGCCGCGACGCCAAAGCCCAGCAGCAGUGUUAAGAAACGUCGUCCGGAUGGGAGUCUUGCUGUGCCCGGGGAGGAGACGCAUUCGCGCGGAUCGUGGAACCCUCUUGAGCAUGUUGGAAAGGCGGUUCAUCUGCGCGUUACAUUCGGCACGGAUGAGAGGGAUAUACUUUCUAUUAUAAGUGCGCGGGAUCGUUGGUAUAAGGGGGUCGAUUCUACGUUUCCGACGCGCGAGACUUUGAACGAGUCGCAUGAUUUGCCGGAUUAUGGAUACGGGAAUUCAUUUGGCUUGGAGGCUGAGGACAUGAAACGGGAAAGCUCCCGUGCAUGGGACUGGUACUAUAGUAAGGAUGUGGGUGCACCGUUUAGGAAGAGGCAGCGCAUUCAGAAGCUUAAGGAGAAUGACGCUCGCUCGGUCUACUUUCCUCGUUCCCGAGGGCCACAUACCGUGCUCGCUGGCCCGGUUGAUAACCAGAAGGUCUUUUCCCUCGCGCAGAAUGAUGUGCUUGAUUUCGGCGAGGCUUGGGAUGAUGAAGCUUCUACAGCGCAGAAACAGGGGAAGCAAGCCAAGACAAAGCAGUUUGAGCGAAAGAAAAAGAAGCGAGAGGGUUGGCUCCUUAAUCUAGGGAACAAAGUCCAGUGUUUGGCCUGGGUGCCAAAUCAAACUGGCCUCACACAGUAUCUGUCCGUCGUGGCUCCAAUCCUACCAGACCAGAAAGAGCAGUAUCCAGAUCCGUACAAGGACCAGGCGGCUCCAGCAUUCAGACCCUCAGCGCCUUUUCCGUCUGCCCUGCAGCUUUGGGAGUUCAAGGCCGAAGAAGCCGCGUCAUUGACCAAGACAAUCGAUAUGACCUCCAAGCCGCGAUUACGCCUCGCGCUGUGUACCGACUGGGGAGAUCUGAGGCGAAUGGCCUGGUGCCCAAUGCCUCGAGACCCGCGGAAUGGAGACGACAAAGACGCGCAGGUGAACGUCGGCCUACUGGCAGGCAUAUGGGGAGAUGGCCGGGUGAGGGUCAUCGACGUCAAACUGAGUCGUGACCCGAACCAGACCGAAUACUACAAACUGCAAACCCCCGUCUUCGAGGCAAAACCACAUUCGACCGUAUGCACCUCUGUGACAUGGCUCUCUCCCAGCGACAUCGCCGUAGGCUGUGCCAACGGAUUCGUCGCCAUCUGGAGCAUCGUCUCAUCGCCAUCUUCCCCCUCCAAUCCCAUCCCCUACUUCUACCAGCAACUCCACUCGACGUGGAUCCUCAAUCUCGCCUCCGCCUACCCAACCCAUCCUUAUCUCAUCAGCACCACCUCCAUGGACGGCGAAAGCCGACUCACCUCCAUCAUCGACCCUCAAAAAGACAGCGUCAGCGCAAACCGCAUGCGCGUAGGCACUGCUCACCUCACCUACUCCCCGCUCCUGCACUCCUUCGUCUCGGGCGACGAAAACGACUUUCUGCGCCUCCUCGCCAUCCGCCGCUUCUUCACCUCCACCGCCGUGGCUCGCCUCCCGAGCAUGGUCUCCGCCCUCGGACCCUGCAGCUUCUGGCACCCAAGUCUCCUCGUCGGCUGCACCGGCGGCACCGUGCAAGCCACGAAUCCCCUCCGACGGAUGAUGCACGCCAAGGAGAAACAAUGGCAACAGACCUGGUUCCAGCAUGAGUGGGCGCGUGGCUCAGGCUCAGGCACAGGCACUAGUCGGUUUCACGACGGCUACCGCGCCGAACACACCAGCUUGCUGCGUAAUCUGGUCGGUGACCCGAGACUGAUUAAUGGCACGGCGGUGAUUACGAUCUUUGAUGAAGAAACCCACGUCACUGCGCUCUCGUGGAACCCGAAUCGGAUCUGCGCCGGGUGGGCUGCGGCGGGGAUGGGAUGUGGCCUGGUUCGGGUAGAGGAUUUGGCAUUGUCGUGA
Messenger RNA from Aspergillus eucalypticola CBS 122712, 2268 nucleotides. Its product is annotated as transcription factor TFIIIC subunit TFC6. The transcript is spliced from 2 exons. Lineage: Eukaryota; Fungi; Ascomycota; Eurotiomycetes; Eurotiales; Aspergillaceae. Gene Ontology annotation, molecular function: protein binding. Gene Ontology annotation, biological process: transcription by RNA polymerase III. The record is from RefSeq and is a predicted model, not a curated record. Gene Ontology annotation, cellular component: transcription factor TFIIIC complex. Bases 1 to 2268 code for a protein of 755 amino acids.